Messenger RNA from Zonotrichia leucophrys gambelii, 3195 nucleotides. It is a transcript of the gene AXIN2, whose product is annotated as axin 2. Gene Ontology annotation, molecular function: I-SMAD binding; molecular adaptor activity; beta-catenin binding. Lineage: Eukaryota; Metazoa; Chordata; Aves; Passeriformes; Passerellidae. The transcript has 10 exons. The record is from RefSeq and is a predicted model, not a curated record. Bases 4 to 2493 code for a protein of 829 amino acids. Gene Ontology annotation, cellular component: beta-catenin destruction complex; plasma membrane; nucleus. Gene Ontology annotation, biological process: regulation of centromeric sister chromatid cohesion; cell development; positive regulation of protein kinase activity.
GCCAUGAGCAGCGCCGUGCUCCUCGCCCACCUCCCGGACCCCAGCAGCAGCUUCAGGGAAGACGCCCCCCGACCCCCUGUCCCGGGGGAGGAAGGAGAAGCACCAUGCCCGCAACUCGCCAGCUCGUUCCUCGCCAAAAGCCAAAGCUUCAAGGCCAUGCCGGUGCCUCCUGCCCCGCGGAGGAACGAGAACGGGCUCGGGGAGCCCGAGGGCAGCGCGUCCCCGGACUCCCCCCUGGCCAGAUGGACCAAAUCCUUGCAUUCCCUCUUGGGAGAUCAAGAUGGUGCCUAUCUUUUUCGGACCUUUCUGGAAAGGGAAAAAUGUGUGGAUACCUUAGACUUUUGGUUUGCCUGCAAUGGCUUCAGGCAGAUGGACCUUAAGGAUACCAAAACUUUGCGAGUAGCCAAAGCUAUUUACAAAAGGUACAUCGAGAACAACAGCAUCGUCUCCAAGCAGCUCAAGCCUGCUACCAAGACCUACAUAAGGGACAGCAUCAAGAAGCAGCAGAUAGAUUCCAUCAUGUUUGAUCAGGCACAGACUGAGAUUCAGACUGUGAUGGAGGAAAAUGCUUACCAGAUGUUUUUAACUUCUGAUAUAUACCUCGAAUAUGUACGGAGUGGAGGAGAGAAUCCUGCUUACAUCAACAGCAAUGGACUGGGGAGCUUAAAAGUUGUCUGUGGCUAUCUCCCGACCUUGAAUGAAGAAGAGGAAUGGAGCUGUGCAGACUUCAAAAACAAAAUCUUGCCUUCGGUAGUUGGACUAUCCAGCAAGACGUUGAGGGUUACAGCGAAUGUCAGAGCCACGGAAACGAUCGAGAACGGAUACAGGUCCUUCAAGAGGAACGACCCUGUUAACCCCUACCACGUGAACUCGGGCUAUGUCUUCGCGCCGGCCACCAGCGCCAACGACAGCGAAAUCUCCAGCGAUGCCCUGACGGACGACUCCAUGUCAAUGACGGACAGCAGCGUAGAUGGGAUCCCCCCGUACAGGAUUGGGAGCAAGAAGCAGCUCCAGCGGGAGAUGCACCGCAGCGUCAAGGCCAACGGUCAAGUUUCUCUACCUCAUUUUCCGAGGACCCACCGGCUUCCCAAGGAGAUGACCCCGGUGGAGCCAGCCGCCUUCGCCGCCGAGCUCAUUUCCCGGCUGGAGAAGCUGAAGCAGGAGCAGGAAACCAUGGACUGUCUGGAGGAGAGGCUGCAGCAGAUCAAGGAGGACGAGGAGAAGGAGGGCGCCGAGCUCCCUGCCAGCCUGCAGAGCGGCCGGGACGUCGCCAACCCGCAGCACCCGCUGUCGCUCCUGCCCUCGGGCAGCUACGAGGAGGACCCCCAGGCCAUCCUGGACGAGCACCUGUCCCGCGUGCUGAAGACCCCCGGGUGCCAAUCGCCCGGCGUGGGCCGGCACAGCCCCCGCGCCCGCUCGCCCGACCGGCUGCCCGCGGGCAAGCUGCCGCCGGGCACGGCCUCGCUGGCCGCCUGCGCCCUGCUGGGCAAGGGCUUCAUCGCCACCAAGCAGACCACCAAGCACGUCCACCACCACUACAUCCACCACCACACCGUGCCCAAGAGCAAGGAGCAGAUCGAGGCCGAGGCGGCGCAGCGGGUGCAGUGCUGCUGCCCGGCGGGCGGCGACUACUACUGCUACCCCAAGUGCAAGGGCCACCCCAAAAACACUGACCCCCCUCUCUCCCCGCUGGAGCCCUUCGGCAGGACGGGCACGCUGCUGAAGAGGCCGGGCCGAGGAGGAGGGGACAGCGUGGCCCCUGGGGACGGGGGGCUGCCCGGCCCUGCUGGGGUGCAGCUCCCGGGGGGCGAAGCGGAUCGGGCACAGAACGUCUGGCAGUGGAUGCUGGAGAGCGAGAGACAAAAUAAGCACAAGACCCAUAGCACACAAAGCACAAAGAAGGCCUACAGCUCCGACUGCGCCAAGGGGGCCCCCGGCCGCCACCACCCCUGGGGGACGGGCAGCCACCCCCGCGGGGCACAGCCCGCCCACCCCUUCGUGCAGGACCCCGCCAUGCCCCCGCUGACGCCCCCCAACACCCUGGCCCAGCUGGAGGAAGCGUGCCGCCGCCUGGCCGAGGUCUCCAAGCCGCAGAAGCCACGAUGUUCAACCUCAAAUCAGCAGAGGGACCGAAACCACUCCGCUGCCAUUCAGGGGGGCAGCUCCCCUUUCUGCAAUGCAAGUCUAACGACAGAAGAUCACAAAGAGCCAAAGAAACUGCCAGUUGUUCACACCUCUCAGUCUGGUGAGCUGGUUGUCACCUAUUUUUUUUGCGGAGAAGAAAUUCCCUACAGGAGGAUGUUAAAGGCCCAGAGCCUGACACUUGGGCACUUUAAAGAACAGCUGAGCAAAAAGGGAAAUUACAGAUACUACUUCAAAAAGGCCAGUGACGAGUUUGACUGCGGGGCGGUGUUCGAGGAGGUUUGGGAAGACGAAACCAUCCUGCCCAUGUACGAAGGGAGGAUCCUCGGGAAGGUGGAAAGGAUUGAUUGAUGGCAUCUCUGCUCCUCAACCUAGGAAAAUCUUUGGACACACAACAGUAGUGAUGACAAGGCAAGAGGAAGAAAAAAAAAAAAUAAAACCACUCUGAAGGAAAAGUUUUGAACCAAUGAAGAAGAAAAAAAAAAAGUGAAGUCUGUGAAGACUUUGCUGAAUUAGCCUUAGAGGAAAAGAAUGGCAUUUAUUAUUCAUGAGUUGGGUACUGAGAUGAUAAAAACCCUGGACUAUUUAUUAGAAACAUGACCACUGUUGGCUAUUGGAGAUGCAGACCGUGUGUGAGAGACUUCCAUACAUAAUAUAUGAUUUCCUGGGGAUCUGAAAUCUAUGGACUAAGAGAAACUGUGUAUAGCUUACCUUAACAGUAAUCCUUAUUGAUAUUUAUUGAACAGUCUGUUUUCCCCUAAGUCCAGUUUUUGGAUAUGCUGCUUUAACAAUGGAGAAGAGAGGGGCUGGGAGGUGGGGUGAGGGGAGGAAGGAGUAUUUUAUUUUUUUACGUUUUUCCCACUAUCUAAAAUUUACGAAUUUGGAGCACAUUCGUGAUGGUUUUUUGGUUUUUUAUUUGAAAGGGGAGAAGGGAAGGAGUGAGGUCGUGCCCAGUAUUUCUCCAAGUGAAGAUAAAACUUUCCUAAAGAAAUAAUAUUAAUAAUAAUAGUAAUAAUAAUAAUAAAAGCCAAAAUAAAAAUCCAUUCACCUAGA